AUGGGCGAUGGGUUUGUGGCCGAUACGUCGCCGAGCUUCAACUCUGUGGACAUGGUCUCGCUUUCUAGUACCAUCCUUCUGAAACUGGUGGUGUUGAUUGAGACCUACAUGUCGGGGAAGACGGGAACCACGUAACUAUCGCUACAAUCGGAGCCACUGAGUUGCCGCUCAAAUCCCUGCAAGAAUGGAGCCACCUGCACCGACCUCGAUUCUGGCGGUUACUACUGUUCCUGCACCGACCGAUGGGGCGGCCAGAACUGCACUGAAGAGGCCCUGACCUGCGCCCAUCAGCCUUGUCUCCAUGGCGGAUACUGCACGGAACUGCCCAAUCGACAGUACAAAUGCGACUGCAAACCCGGCUUUGUUGGUAGGUUGGCAGUCUGCUCCUCACCGAACCGCAUGUUGUUGGGUCAUUGCCAGUUUUGA
Dibothriocephalus latus is the source of this 426-nucleotide messenger RNA. Lineage: Eukaryota; Metazoa; Platyhelminthes; Cestoda; Diphyllobothriidea; Diphyllobothriidae. The record is from the annotation of a GenBank genome assembly.